CGCUUUUUUCGAGUGUCUCCUUCAUCAGCGAAGAUCGUGUCAAACCAAAUGUGUUGUUUUGGCCGUCGCUAACAAUUCGAUAAAUCAAUCUACUAUUUUAAAACAGCUACUAGCUAGCUAGCUAGAGAGCCCAAAAUCCCAAAUCAGAAGUUGUCCAUUUGAGAGACAAUCAACGAAAAUGAACAAGUUCACUCUCCUCCUCUUUUUUCUGCUUUGGACGACCUGCUUGGCUGUGAAGGGUGCUCGAUCGCAAAAGCAACAGCUGAAGCAACAACAACGGCGCCGACGACAACAGGAAGUGCUAAAGCAGAACUACGAUGCUAGAUUUCUCAAGGAACUGAAAUCGCUUUCUCAGACACGUCUUCAAGAGAUCGAUACCCGCCGAAAGCUGCGUCAGUUGUUUGAUAAGUACGAGGUUAGCCCCGGUGAUCAACGACGCCUUUUUGGCUUUGGCUUGGUGGAAUUUCCCGAGCUGGGCGAUCUGGGCGACUUGGACUUUGGCGACCUAGGUGACCUAGGCGAUCUUGGUAACCUUGGCGACCUUGACUUGGGUGGAAUCUUAACAACGGUCAGCAAUCUCAUUAGUGGUAUCUUUGGUGGUGGCGGAGAUGCCGAAGGCGACGGUGAUGAUGGUGAUGAAGACAAUGGCAAAGGUGGCAAAAACAACGCUGGUCGCGAGGAGGAUACCGUAGUAUUGGAACCGGGCACCACAACCACGAUUACUACAGUGACUACAACCGUCAUUGAGGUCCCGGAAACCAACGAAGACACCCCAGCACCCCCUGCGCCAGCACCAGCUCCAGCUCGAGCCAAGAAGGAGAAGGGUGAAAAGCGAGUGCGUGAACGCAGAUUGAAUUAAUGAGGAUAAGUUGAUUUUCUAAGAGGAGCGUGGAAGAGUAGGCUCGACUCACGGGAGCCUGCACCAAAUAAUCAGUCGAUGUCAUCUACUUGAUGCAGGGCAGAUGUUAUGGCUUGGAAUUUGGCUUCAACAGGAUAGGUCAAGGAUGCCAGAAGGGAGAAAGCGGUCCGUGCAACAGUUUCGUGGCCAAAAGUGCAACUCGCCGCCCGGCAGUUUUGGCAGCGUCAGGGUAGAUGGCAAAACAAUACGGCAUUACCGGUACGACAAUAACAAUAAAUAGCAAACAUGAUGGUUGAAAAGGCAAACCGCGAAGGAUUACUAUUACUGUCUGGU
Molecule: messenger RNA, 1192 nt
Organism: Seminavis robusta
Lineage: Eukaryota; Bacillariophyta; Bacillariophyceae; Naviculales; Naviculaceae
Source: the annotation of a GenBank genome assembly